CAUGGCGCCGACUAUGUGGCUGUCGAAUGGAGUCAGCACUUAGCCUAGUGUGAGAAUCCGACGUGCUGUGAGGGCCAGGGAUAAGACUGCUCAGUGUUCACAUGCUGUCUUAUUUAAACACUUGGCUCCUAUUCAGCGACAAUUCGUAUGAAGCCUGUUUCUUUCCCCAACAGCUACAGGGACAACAGUUAUGGAAGACGAGGAGCGUCAGAAAAAGCUAGAGGCUGGCAAGGCAAAGCUGGCCGAGUACCGUCAGCGGAAAGCCCGUGCUGACGGCCAGAAGAAACAGAAGAAGAAGAAAAAGAAGGGAGUGGACGAGCCUCUGGUGAGGGAUGAAGGUGGCGAUCUAGAGCCCUCGGGCGGGGAGGAGGUCGGGGGAGGCGAAACGAGAGAGCCCCGCCAGACGGAGUUCACCUUCGCUCGCACCCUCCGCAGAGGCGAGACCGUCAAACACGACCAGACCUAUACCAUAGAGCCUGAAAGUGAGAUGUCUACCACAGCAGAAGACUACUCCACAGAGGUGAAUGGGUGCCUAGAGAAGACAAACAGAGCCACGGAGGCUCCUCAGGACUUACUCUGGGAGGAGGACCUGCGUCAGACUGUAGCCCCAUCAGAUCAGGACCUGCUGACCCAUCCACAAAACCGACUGCAGGACAUGGAGGAUGAGCUGGCCGCUAAGACGCAGGCCCUGGAGGACCUCACCAGGGAGCUGGAGGACAUCCGUGCUGCCUUCGGCACCGAGGAGGGAGUGCAACAGCUGCAGGACUUUGAGGCGGCGCUCAAGCAAAGGGACGGCAUCAUCACGCAGCUCACCGCCAACCUGCAGCUGGCCCGCAAGGAGAAGGACGAGGUCAUGAGGGAGUUCCUGGAGCUCACCGAACAGAGCCAGAAACUCAACAUUCAGUUCCAGCAGCUACAGGCGGGCGAGACUCUGCGGAACAGCAGCCACAGCAGCACGGCGGCCGACCUGCUCCAGGCGCGCCAGCAGCUCGUGCUCCACCAGCAGCAGCUGGAGGAGCGGGACGCCGAGGUCAGAGGUCACCGGGAGCGCGGCGAGGAGCAGCGGCUCCAGAUCAGCCAGCUCCAGCAGCGCCUCAGACACAUAGAAACGGUGGGCACACAAGCAGACGAGUCACUCGCACUGAAAUUACAGGAGAAAGAGCUGCUGGUGGCCAAGCAGGAGAGGGCCAUGUCCGAACACGAGCACUCGCUCAUGCGCCUGCGGGAGGAGCUAACCUCCUCAGAGCAGCAGCGGAGUGUGUUGAGCCAGCAAUUAGCCGCCAAGACCCAGGAACUGGACGCGACUAAAGCAGAGGCUGAGCGGAGCCGGUCAGAGCUUGAAUGUACCAAGGUGGACCUCGAAGGAACGAAGGUUGAGUUUGAAAGGACCAAGGUUGAGUUUGAGAGCAACAGGUUGGAUCUCGAGAGGAUCAGGAAAGAGUUGGAGAGCAGCAAGGUGGACUUCGAUGGCAACAGGUCGGAGUUUUAUGAGAGCUUGAAGAUGGAGUUGGAGAACAGCAGGGAGGAGCUUGCAAGCAACAAGGUGGAAAUGGAAAGUAACAGGGCAGAACUCAAUGUGACUGAGGCAGCACUUGAGGGCCUCAGGGUGGAGCUUGAGAAACUGAGGGCGGAGCAUGAGGGCAGAAGGGUGGAGCUUGAGAGUGGUAGGGUGGAGCUUGAGAAAUGUAAGGCGGAGUUGGAAAGCAGCAGGGCGGAGUUGGAAAGCAGCAGGGUGGAGCUGUCGUCCUCACGGCAGAAGGAGCGCAUGUCAUCGGCGGAGAUCCAGCAGCUGAUGGGGACCGUGGAGGACCUUCAGCGGCGCUGCCACCACGGCAGCCUUUCAGAAGGCGAAGCCCUGCAGCGGGCAGAGGAGGACGUGGCGCGGCAGCUGGAACGUCUCCGGGGCGAGCUGGACGAGAUGUACGGUGAGCAGAUCGUCCAGAUGAAGCAGGCGCUGCAGGCACAGCACGCCGCCGAAGUCGAGCGGCUGCACCAGCACCAUGCCGGUGAGAUGGAACGGCUCCACGGCCAGGCGACGCAGAGCUGCGGCGAGGCCAACCAGCUGAGCGCCCGCGUGGUGGAGCUGCAGCAGAAGCUGCAGGAGGCGCAGGUGCUGCGCGAGCGCGCCCGCCAGGAGCUCUCGCAGGUGACCGAGGAGAAGCUCGACCUGCAGAGCCAGGUGGAUGACCUCCUGAAGGACCUCCGCUCGGCCCGCGAGAAGGUGGAGGCAGCGGUCGCGCAGAACGCCGGAGACCGGCGCGAGAGCGAGGCCGAACGCCUUCGGAACACCAUCUCUGAGCUGGAGGCCCAGCUGGCCGAGGCUCACGAGGCGGCCGGCGAGCUUGAGGCCAAGCAUGAGUCUGAGGUGACCAACUACAAGAUCAAGCUGGACAUGCUGGAGCGCGAGAAGGACGCGGUGCUGGACCGCAUGGCCGAGUCGCAGGAGGCAGAGCUGGAGCGCCUACGCACAACGCUGCUCUUCAGCCACGAGGAGGAGCUGGGGCGCCUGCGCGACGAGCUGCAGCGCGAGAGCCAGCUCAACGCCGAGAACCUGCGCGGCGAGGCUGCGCCCAGGCGCGGCCCCCUGGAGCAGCUGCGGGCGCCCUGAGGCCGGCUCCGGCAGGACGAAAGGGGCCCGACCUGGCGAGGAGGGGGCCAGCUCCCCUGGCCGAUGGAGGCACUGAAGGAGGAGCUGGCCCGGGCGUCGCUGGACAGCUCGCGGGCCGAGGAGCUGGUGGAGCGGCUGAGGGAGAUGGAGCUGGAAGUGGAGGAGCUGAGGGAGAGCGAGAGCGAGAGGGCCGACGCGGCGACGGAGAGAGAAAAGGAGGCGCUGAAGGAGGAGCUGCUGAAGGAGGUGCGGGAGCGCGAGCGGAGCUGGGACGCCAAGUACCGAGCGCUGGAGGUGGAGAGCAGGACGCUGACGGAGGACAACGCAGCCAUGAAAGACGAGCUGGAGCUAUUGAACGAGGACCGGACAAAGGUGCGGGAGAAGAUCGCCGCGCUCGUCGAGGAGAACGAACGCUUGCAGCAGAGCACCGACGAGCUGCGCGAGGAGAUCGAGCGUCAGAAGAACACCUUCUCGUUCGCCGAGCGCAACUUCGAGGUCAACUACCAGGAGCUGAGGGACGAGUGCACAUGCCUGGCCGGCGAGAAGGCGCAGCUUGAGGAGAGGGUCCGCCGCGAAACGCUCGAGUACGAGGCCAAACUCAACGGCCUGCGCUCGCAGGUCCAGCAGCUGCAGUCUGAGCUGUGCACUGAUCUGGAUGGAGGUGUGGUGGAGAAGGACACCACGGAGCUGAUGGAGAAGCUUCAGUCGUCGGAGAAGGAGCGAGAGCGUCUGGCCCAGCAGCUGUCCAAGACUUCUGUCUGUCUGGAGGAGAGGGAGGCGGAACUGAAGGAGAAGGAGGCAAAGCUGGAGCAGAUGGAGGAGGAGCUUCGUCUCGCGCAAGAGGAGAUGGGAGAGGUCAACGCUCGUAUCCGAGAGCUGGAGACCGAGAGAGCAGCAGCAGCAGCAGCAGCAGCCGCCGCCGCCGCUCCUCCGAACGUCCAGGCAAGCUCGCCGCAGCCCCCUGCCCACCCCCCGCAGCAGCCCCCUGCCCCCAGCAAGGGCUCGUGCUCGGUGGAGGAGCACCCAGCUCGCCUGGCCUCCCUGGAGCAGCAGGUGGAGGCUCUGCGCUCCCAGCUCCAGGCUGCCGAGCGGGAGAGACGGCGCGCAGACGAACAGCACGCAGCCCUGCAGCGGGAGAAGGACGGGCUCGCCGAGCAGCUCCGGCAGCGCGCACAAGCACCUGUUGCGGGUGUCCCCCCUCCCUCCUCCUCCUCCUCCUCCUCCUCCUCCUCAUCCGCCGCUUACUCUUCGUCCUCCCCCCACCUCUCCCUCUCGUCCACUCUCCCUGCCCCCGUCUCACAGGCACUUGAGCAGAGCGAGAGCAGCCAGCGACAGCGGCAACAGGAGCCGCGCGGAGAGCAGAGAAGCACAGAGCCGCCUCGGCCGCCACCGCUGCCGCUGGAGGAGAGAGAGAGAGAGGGAGAAGAGGAAGAGGAGGAACAGGUGGAGGAGAAGAGAGAAGUGGAGGCUGGCAGGAGAGAAGCGAACGCGACAGGAAAGAAGAAGAAGAGGAGACGACGGGGGAUGCUGCACAAGCAACGAGUUGCCGACGGCGAGCGGCAAGGGAGCGGAGACACGAAGCAGCCCUGCGUCAUGCCGUCUGCUCCACAGGAGGAGGGCAGCGUGAGCGCAGAUGACCUCGACGGCAGGACCUCAUCGUCCGCCAUCCAGCAGCAGCACACCGAGACCGCUCGCUCCAAGGCCGAGGACCAUGCGGAGUGUUUGUUGCAGCUGCAGGCCCAGCACAUCAGCCUGUCUCAGAUCCAUGCGGCACAGCUGGAGCUGCAGAGGGAGAGCCUGCAGGAGCAGACGCAGCAGACGCAGCAGCGCCUACACAGUCUGGAGCAGGAGCUGCAGCGCCUGCAGCCGCCAGAGAGAGAACACGAAGAGGAAACCAGAUCUACAAAAUACCAGAAUGUAAUUCAAGCCAUUUCAGAUGAAUGCAAACAGGUCAUACAGUCAUUUGUUACUCUACUCGGUGAAGAGUUGGUGCUCUCUCUACCAUCUGAAGAAGAUGAGUGGAAGAGGGUAACUGCUCCAACAACCAAACGUACAGACCCAGGGUCACUGUUACAGGAGGCUGAAGAUCUGUGCAACAGCCUGUACCAGCUAAGGGAAGGCAUCACACAGGAAUACAGUCGCCUCCAGGAUCUACAGGCCUCACUGAAGGCUGAUGGGGACAAGGUGGCGUCAUUGCAACUGGCCAAUGAGGAGCUGAGGAGGACCAGUGAGGCGGAGAUCUCUGACCUGCGGACACGGAUCUGCACUCCCUCCCUGACCCAGGCCUCUGAUGGUCGCCACGAUGUCCAUGGGCGAGGGCAGGUACCGACGGCGCAGGCCGACACCUCCGAUCGCCUGCGGGCGGAGUUCCAGGAGCGUCAGGCCCAGCUAGAGCAGCGCCACCUGGAGGAGGUGGAGCGCCUGCGCGCCUACUAUCAGCAGAAGGCCAAGGAGACGCAGGAGCGCUACGCCACCGAGGUCAUCCUGCUGCAGAACAGGCUCCAGGAGCUCACCGGCACUGACGCCCAGUUCAGCAUACCAAGCAUGUCGGAGCAUCCCAUGCAGAAGGAAGAGGAAGUCGAAGAGUUUAAGUGGGAGGAGGACGUGGAGGCGGAGGCAGAGCUCCAGGGUCCGUCGGUGAGGUCGUCGGCGUCGUCGGCGUCGUCUGCCGCGGCGGGACUGUCGCGGCAGCUGCAGUCGCUCCGGCAGGCUCUCUACCACAAGUACCUCCAGGAGGUGACCGCCCUCAAGGAGCAACACCGCGCCGAGCUGGAGCGCCUACGGAGGGAGAGGAAGGAGAGGAGGAGGGAGGAGGAGCAGGAAGAGGAGGAGGAGGGGCGCGUAACGGUCAACGGCGAGCAGCGGUCAAGCAAGAGACGGGGAGAGCAGCUGACCCACUCAGUGGAGAGGGUGGAGGAGGAGAUCGCCAAGGUCAUAGUGCAGAUGUCAGUGGAGUUUGCCCAACAAACAGAGCUGGCUCGUCUGGCCAAGCAGGCACGGGAGACCUCCUCCGCCAUGCAGACCCAGCCGCCAGAGGGGGAGCAGGACGAAGAUGGGGAGGAGGUGGUGGAUGGAAUGGGGCUCCCCGUUGAGGAGCAGCUCCAGGAGAUGCGGAGGAGACACUGGGAGGAGGUGCAGCGUCUGGAAUUGGAGCUGCAGGAGCUCAGGCGGCAGCUGAGGGCAGCUGAGGAGCGGGCAGACGCCGACGCCGCCGUAUGCGGGCCAGACUCGGCCCGGAUGCGGACAAGCCUGGCGGACGAGGCGGUGGCAUGGGGCCCGACGGCGCGAGCCCACGCCGAGCCUCACACAAAGGCUGAGAUGGCCGCUGGGUCGGAGUCGCUGCUGGAGGAGCUGCAGCGGGCGCUGGGUCAGCAGGAGCAGGAGCACAGCAGGGAGCUGGAGGAGCUCCGCGCCGCCCACGCACACCAGCUGGAGGAGCAGAGGGACCAGCAGCUCCAGCUCAGCGCCCAGCUCCACACACUACACGCCCAGCUAGAGCAGGAGGCGCAAAUGAGAGAAGCAGAUGAUGGACAGACCAUGAGAAGAGAGAGACAAACGCAGCAGAAGCAGGAUCGCAACGUCCAGAGCACCUCAACACAGACCGAGCAGCAGGCCGCUGAGGAGGAAGAUGAGAGGGCGAGGAAGAGGAAGGAGGAAACAGGAAGAGGGGCCUCGACAGGAGCUCAAGACACAUCCUCGGAUGUUAUCACCACAGAGAGGAACCUGCUUCGAAAAGCCAACGAGCGCCUGCGCCAGGUCCUCAGUGAUGUGCUCAAGACCACGGCAGCCGCUGAGGAGACCAUUGGACGGCAUGUGGAGGGCCUCCUGGAGGCCACCAGCAGGGGGCAGCACCCGCCCCACAGGCCCACCUGGCAGAGGGGCCACGCAGAGGCCUUCAAACCCUACACUGGACCCGCUGGAGAUGAGUCGUCAGAGAGUUGCCAUGGUAGCGAGACGGUGGCGGACGAAGCAAGCGUGUGGUCAGGCGAGACUGAGGUGGACGAGGGCCUGGAGCUGUCGCAGCAGCUGCUGGAGGGCUCGCUGGCCACCGGGGCGGCGCUGGAGAAUGAGGAGUACCUGACCACCAUCAGCACCCGCCUGCAGGCCGCCGUGGAGAAGCUGCUACUCGCCAUCUCUGAGACCACCAACCAGCUGGAGCAUGCCCGUGUGACGCAGACAGAGCUGAUGCGAGAGUCGUUCCGCCACAAUGAGGAGGUGCAGGAUCUGAUGAGGCGGCAGGAGGAGCUGCAGGAGCAGCUCAGUGAGGAGGCUGCUCGCGAGCAGCUGGCCCUGGAGCUCCACAGGGCAGAAGGCUUGAUUGACGGCUACACGGGUGAGCGGGCGUCGAUGGAGGCACAGGUGCGCCAGAAGGAGGAGCUACGUCAGCAGCUGGAGCAGGAGCUGCAGGUGACGGCCAGCCGGCUGCAGGAGCUGGAGCUGGAGCGCCGCCACAUGCAGCAGGAGCGCGAGCUGCUCUCACGCCAGCAGGACGCCAUGAAGGACGACGCCGGCCCGCGCGAGCUGCGCCUAGUUGAAGCUGCAGUCCUUGCAGCACCUGAAGCAGACCUGCUGGAGGAGACGGAGAAGCUGAUGCAGGAGAAGGUGGAGGUGCAGCUGCAGGCGGAGAAGGAGAGCGUUGUGAUGCUGCAGCAUCUGAAGGGCCUGGAGGCCGAGCUGGAGGAGCAGGUGAACCGCAGCAUCGAGCAGGAGCAGGCACACAACGCCGAGACCGCCGACCUGCGUCAGCAGAUCCAGGCCCUGGAGAAACAGCUGGAGAAGAACCGCAAAUUCCUGGACGAGCAAGCGAUGGACAGGGAGCACGAGCGAGACGUCUUCCAGCAGGAGAUCCUCAAGCUGGAGCGGCAGCUGAAGAACCCGCCCAAAUCUCAGAGCGCCAGCGAGCAGAGGGACCGAGAGGUGGAGCAUCUGAGCACCCAGCUGCAGGAGAAGUCGGACUUGUGCAGCGAGCUGCUGCUGCGGAACGAGCAGCUACAGCGCGAGGCGGCCGAGCGGGACGAGGAGCUGGAGCGGCUGGGCGAGCGCGUGCGCCAACUGGAGCAGGCCCUGCUGACCAGCACCGACACCCUGCACAGGGUGGAGGAGUCUCGGCAGCAUGCCCCCAUGACUGAAGCUGAGCAUGGCACCCUGGAGGCCCAGCUGCAGACGGAGCGGGAGGCGCUGGACAGGAAGGAGAAGGAGAUAUGUAACCUGGAGGAGCAACUGGAACAGUUCCGUGAGGAGCUUGAGAACAAGAGUGAGGAGGUGCAGCAGCUCCACAUGCAGCUGGAGAUCCAGAGGAAGGAGCUGAGCAGCCAGCAGCUAGAGCUGGAGGCUAAGGCCAGCCUGCUGGAGGUGAUGGAGCAGAAGGAUAGGGAGAUAGCCCUGCUCAAUGAGCAGCUGGCUAAGCUCCAACACAUGGAAGACACCCCUGACAACAAGGUGAUGGAGGAGCGGAGUGAGCAGGUUCGGGAGCUGGAGUCUCAGGUGGAGAUCUUGCGCAGCGAGCAGGAGCGCCUGAAGAGGAGCAGCGAAGAGGAGGUGGACCAGCUGCACGCCGUCAUCGACAAGCUCCAGCAGGAGAUCGCUAACAUUGAGCACAAGCCACGGCACAGCCUGCAGGGGGAGGAAGAGGAUGAGGAAGAGCUUCACAAAGAGGAGAUGGACGAGAUGAAGCAGCGCAUGGACGAGGUGACGCAGGAGCUGGACACACUGAAGGUUGACCACCAGGAGCUUCAGGAGCGCUACGAGAGCCUCCGGGAGGAUGGGGCGUGGGCGGAGAAGACCACCACUGAGCUCCAUGACGCCCUGCGGGAGAAGGCCGCCGCCCUGGUGGUGGCCCAGGCGCAGGUGCAAGCACUGGAGCAGAGCGCCAGCGCCCAGGUGGAGACGCUGAGCCAGCGGGUGGAGGAACUUGAGGUCUGUGUGGGCGAGAAGGACCUAGAGCUGGACGUGUGCCGGGUCAAGGUGGAGCGGGCCCAGACAGACGCGGCUGGCCUCCACCGCCGCGUUGCCGAGCUGGAGGACAAACUCAGGGAGAAGGUGGCAGCCAUGCUGGUGAGCCAGGCCCAGCUCGGGGCCAUCCAGGCCCAGACCAAAGAACUCCAGCAUGGGGUCAGCGCAGAACUGGAGGACCUGGGUGGACUGACCUCACUGAGCCCCAUGGUGGGGCUGGGGGCCCCAGGCUUCGACGUAGCACAGAGGGCCACCAGCAGAGCCGCAGCCCCGGCCGGUAAGGUCGGCCUGCUGACGGAGAAGCUGAAAGAGCUGGAGGAGGGCCUGUGCGGCAUGCAGAAGGACCAGGAGCUCCAGAAGCAGCUGCUGUCCAGCUCUGAGGAGGAGGUCAUGGAGUACGAGAGGAGGCUAGCCACACUCAUGGACCUGCUCAGCCAGAUGAAACCGCCCCAGCAGAGGACAUCGCUGUCAUCUGAGGCCUCAGGAGGUGAGGCGUCCGUGUCGGAGCUCCUCCAGGAGCUGCAGGAGGCGCAGGAGAAGGCCCAGGCUGCUGAGGAGGAGCUGAGAAGCUUCAGGGAGCACAGCCACAAACUACAGCAGGAGCUGCAGAUCAAAGAUUUAACAAUAGCUCAAUUACAAGAGGACCUUAAGGAGGCUUCAGAUGCUGGUGUUGAAGAGGACCCUGCUGUUGUGUCAGAGCUGCGUCAGGAGUUGGAGGAGGUGCGUGAGGAGGCGUCCUCCACCAAAGAGGAGCUGAGUCUCCACAGGGAGCGCAGCGACAAACUACAGGAGGAGCUGCUGGCAAGAGAGAUGACCAUAGCACAGCUGAAGGACAAACUCCACCGGGCCUCUGGGGUGGACGGCGAGGGCUCCGUGUCCGAGCUGCUGCAGGAGCUGCAGGAGGUGCGCGAGGAGGUGUCCUCCACCAAAGAGGAGCUGAACAGCUACCGCGAGCGCAGCGACAAACUCCAGCAGGAGCUGCAGCUCCGGGACGUCUCCAUCGGCCAGCUCCAGGAGGAGCUGCAGAGGCUGCAGAGCGCGCUGGCCCAGUCAGCAGAGCAGCAGCAGCAGCAGCAGCAGCAGCAGGCAGCCCAGGCAGCCAAGCACAUCCAGGGAGCCCAGCAGCAGCAGCAGCAGCAUCCACCCCCCUCCCAGCCCAAGAAGAAAGGAGGCAAGCCAGAUCACCAUGGCGGAAAGAACAAGGGUGGCGCUGGUGGAGGGAAGGACAAGCCCUCACUCUCCAGGAAGAACUCUGCAGUCAUGCAGCCGGAGAAAUCCCCCUCUCCGUCGUCGUCCUCCACGAGCAGGAACGGGCGAUCGCAAGUCGCCGGCACUGAUGUAGCAACGCAGACAGACUUGGGGCCGAUGCCGAUGGCAGCAGCAGCCGUGGGAGCGUCGCAGGCCUCUGAGGAGGUGGCGGAGGUGAUCGGGGAGUACCAGGAGAAGAUCGACCAGAUGCAGGAGCUCCACGCCGCCGAGAUCAUGGACAUGGAGGCCCGGCACAUCUCCGAGAGCGAGGGGCUCAGGAGGGACGUGCAGGCCCUGGAGGACGAGUGCAGGACCCUGAAGGUCAUCAUCGACAAACUCCGCAGCUCCGAGGGUGCUGCGUCCAGACAGGAGCAUGGUGCUGGACCGCAGUUCAAAGAUGGCUAUACAAGUGACAGCAGUUCGGACUGGAGCCAGCGCACCGGGUUGGACCUACAGCAGGAGUUCAGGACCACACCCGAAGGAGCCAGACGAGACAACGAGGCCGACGUUCUCCCCGACAGAAUCAAGAGUCUGUUACGUGAGGUGCACCAGGAGGGCAUGCAGGUGCUGUCUCUGUCGGAGCUGCCCUGUGACAUGGCCGGGGAGGGGACUGGACUGGCCCCCCACCUGCUGCCCCUUCAGGGCUGGACCAAAGAGAGGGAGGCCCUGCUGGCCACAGUGGAGUCCCUCAAAACCCUCAUCGCCAAGCUGCAGAUGCACAAGGGGACCCAGGUGAGGCUCUGCUCCAGGCGCCAUGGAAACGGGGCCUCGGGGCAACAACAUGCAAAACCGCAUGUCAUCCAGGGUUGUAAUUGGCACAGCACAACGAAAGCAGGAAGAAAGCAGUUUAGCACCUCAAUGCUAAAUGUGUGUGUGCAGCAGGUGUUCCGGCGUGAGCGGGACGUGCUCAAGAGCGCCCUCUACAGCCAGCUGGAGAUGCUGGACACCAGUGACGCGGUCAUCCACCUCAACCAGCUGGAGCACAGGCUUAGAGAACAGGAUGCUCAGCACAGGGAGGCCAUGGGCGCCCUGCACUCCGCUGACAGGAACAGCCUGCUGACAGAGGUGCGGCAACUCCGAGCCCAGAUGGAGCAUCUGCAGCUGGAUGCAGGCGUCAGGGAGAUCACAUCUCCAUGGCAACAGUCACUGCAGCAUCCACAACAACAACAAGAACAACAACAGCAGCAGGAUGUUCCUAUCACCGGCAUAGCCGCUGGUUCCCGUGAGCAGGAGCCUGAGAGGGUAGGGCCCCAGGCUGGGGCAGCGGGCGCUCAGGACCAGCAGGGGGUAGCAGCGCGUGCAGAGCGACAGCUCCUGGAGGAGGCCAAGAGCGAGCUGGCCCAGACCAAACUGGAGCUGGAGACCACGCUCAAGACCCAGCACAAACACCUGAAAGAGCUGAACACGCUCAGGGCUGAGCUCACUCAGAAGGCGACGGAGGUGCACUCGCUGACCGACCGGCUGGCCGAGGAGCAGCGGGCGGCGAGGGAGCUGCAGUGGGCCCUGGAGAAGGAGAAGUGCAAGUCGGAGAAGAGGGAGGAAAGGGAGAAAGAGGAGCUGGAGGACCUGAAGCUGGCUCUGGCGGAGCAGCAGGCUCUGGUGUCCGACCUGAGCGCUGACCUGGAGGAGGAGCGGCAGCUGUGUGUCCAGCUCAAGGCCCAGGCUCAGGAGCAGCAAUGCCAGCAGGACGCCCAGCUGUCCCAGCAGCAGAGCAGAGCCAAGGAGCUGCAGGUGCAGCUGGAAAGUCAGCAGGCGCGGGCACAGGAGCUGCAAGGGGCUCUGGAGCGGGAGAGGGAGCUCAGCGCCCAGCUCAGGCAGAAACCAUCCACUACCACCGCGCCCAAGGGCAGCGCACUAGAAGGAGCCUCUGCCACUGGCGUCUCACAGGCCGAGGAGGGCUGCAGUCAGGUGGAGGAGGCGGUGAGCUCCAUGGAGGCGCUGCUGCGGUCACUGCAGGCGGAGCUGGAGCAGAAGGAGGCCCGCGUGGUGCAGCUGCUGGGCGAGCUGGAGGCGCAGGGGCUGGAGGCGGUGCAGCAGGGCCGCGGCUGGGACGAGGAGCGCGCCGCGCUGACCGCUCGGGCCGCCCAGGAGCAGCAGGCGCUGGCCGAGUCGCGCGCCCAGCUGGAGCGGCUGAAGCAGCGGCUGGACGAGGCCCAGGGCCGGCUACAGGGGGAGCGGGAGCGCGCCCAGAGGCUGGAGAGGGAGAGGGACCGUCUGCAAGAGAGAGUGGCCGAGCUCAGCCGGUCAGCGGCGGGCAGGGAGGCCACCUCUCCGCCCACCAACCAGAUGGCGUGGCGAGGAGAGGGCGAGGGCGAGGGUGGCGACCGCACCAGGGACUGGGUGCUGCAGCAGAAGAGCGGCGACGGACUCACCGUCCACUCCAGCACUGCCUCGCUGCUGGAGCACGCCGCUGGCACCGCCGUCGCCGUGGCAACUGAUGCCAAUGUCAACAGCAACAGCCACAUGGACGGGGUGGUGCAGAGGCUCCAGCUCAUCGCCUCCAAGAUCAAGGGCAUGACCAGCGACGCCGCCGGCAGGCCGCCUGGUAGUCAGGUGGACAGAGAGGGUCUUGCGUGGCUGCAGUGUAAUGUGGAUGACGUGCUCUCCAUGCUCCAGCACCACAUGGCAACACAGACAUCAGCAGCAGCUCCUGAGAGCGCCACCCUGCUGGGAGGCAGCAGCUCCAGCGUGCUGACAGAGCGACUCUUAAGGCAGAACGCCGAGCUGACGGGCUUCGUGAGCCGCCUGACGGAGGAAAAAAAUGACCUGCGCAACCAGCUGCUGCGCCUGGAGGACGAGCUGAGACGCCUGCGCCAGAGAGGCCUGGGCUCCGACAGCGUGAGUGGUCUUCGUCAUCAGCAUCAUCCCCAUCAUCCUCUUCUCUCUCAACUUCAUUAUCAUUAUUUUAACUUCACUUACACCUUGCGGAUGUACGGGAGGUACCUGCGCGCCGAGAGCUUUCGGAAGGCUCUGAUCUACCAGAAGAAGUACCUGCUGCUGCUGCUAGGCGGCUUCCAGGAGUGCGAGGAGGCCACGCUGGCCCUGAUCGCCCGCAUGGGCGGCCACCCGUCGCCUGCCUGCCUGGAGACCAUCACCCAGCGCCGCCGCGGCUUCACUCGCUUCCGCUCCGCCGUCAGGGUCUCCAUCGCCCUCUCCAGGAUGCGUUUCCUGGUGAAGAGAUGGCAUAAGGCCACUGGGGCUGGCUCUGGCACCUCACCCUGUGCCAACAGAAACGGUCUGAGUCAGAUCACAGGUGGGGAGGGGAGGCACGACUCCCCGUUCCUGCACCCAGGCAGUGUGGAGGUGGACGGGUAUCGGCGUGGCGGCAGCAACAGGGGCAGGACCGGCCGCGACUCACCCCGGUCAACCCUCUCAGCCCAGCACAGGUACCAUGGCAUGGCGGGGGAACCAGGUGGAGGGACCCCAUGCUCUCAUCUGCUGAAUUAUGACCCUGACCGCGCACUUACGGACUACAUCGCCCGGCUGGAGACACUGCAGAGGAGGCUGGGCAGUGUGCAGUCAGGGUCUUCUUCAUAUGCUCAAUUGCACUAUGGAAUAAGAAGAUAAGACUCUUGACUUCUACAUUUGAACUGGCUUGAAAAAUAACUACUCAGUUGCCUUUUCUUGUGCUGAGCUGCUGUGUUUUUUGUACUCAUGAUGAUGCUAUUUAAUGUAUACUCUGUGGGACCAAAAUCAUCUUUUUUUUCCAUCUGUAAACCAGACCCUUGGGUCGCCAGCACCAGAAACCGCUUCUUCAUGUAUGUACAUUAGUCUGCUUAUUAUUAUUAUUAUUAAAAUUAUUAUUAUCUGUUGUGGAUGGAAUUACAAUCAUGUUUCCUAAAUGUAUAUUUGUGGAAUGCUAAUUUAAGAGAACCCAUUUAAUUUAUAUACUGUGCAAUGUAUGUACCGUGUGGGUGGGAGAUUGUAAACACAUAGGGAAUGUUGGGCUUUACUAUGAGGAGCUGCUAAUGAACACACUACACUGUGGUUUGCCAGCACGGUUUCUUGAGACAGACUACAGAGGACAUUUGUAGUAGAGGACAUAUUUUUGUAAAGGGUAGGAGCUUUGAAUUUUAUGGGUAUUUUGUCAACAUUGAAAUAAAGAUUAAUAUAAUAUUUCAAAGCAUAUGCCUUGUUAUCAUCCUUUUGCUAAUGUUGCCCUUUCGGAAAUAUGUUUAUUUCUGUAACCAAGUAACAAUAAAUUUACUUUUUAUUCAUUA
Messenger RNA from Alosa alosa (allis shad), 14028 nucleotides. RefSeq names its product A kinase (PRKA) anchor protein 9 (gene akap9). The record is from RefSeq and is a predicted model, not a curated record. Gene Ontology annotation, biological process: signal transduction. Lineage: Eukaryota; Metazoa; Chordata; Actinopteri; Clupeiformes; Clupeidae. Gene Ontology annotation, molecular function: molecular adaptor activity.